AUGAACUUGAAGAAUUUGGAGGAAAGUUCAAAACGAUCUAAGUCACUCAAACGGUACAGCUUAAACAGGAAAACUAAAGAAAAAGAAAGGUUUGUAUAUCAUAUAUUAUAUUUCUUAAUCAUUUAGAAAACUUUUCUUAUUAAUUAAGUAUUGUUUGCUUGAUUGGUAUUUUCCUAGAUUUAGCUUUGACAAACAAAUGAUCCAAACGACAAGUUAUUUGCAAACGUAGGAUGUCUAGAUCUCAAAAAUAUCCGUGUAAGCUCUUUGAUUCCUUUCAAAGAACUCGAUCCCAAAGAGUGAUCAGAAAUUUGCUUCUCUCCUAACCUGUUGCUCAGUUUUUAAACUCAUAUAAAAGUAGUGCUUUGUUGGCAUCUAAGGGUCACAUGUUCCAAUCCUCCAGAAACUGCACUUUAUUCCAUUGACAUGCGCGAGAAUCAGUUCCUCAUCCACUGACCCGUAAGUGAAAUAACAUUAUAUAAUAUAAUUUUAAACUUGUGAUGGUAAAUAUUCUGCAUGUACUGUUUUAAAAGGAAAGAGCGGAUGACUAAAUCUGUUGAAGACGAAACGCAGUCCUUGCCGUGCUCCCCGGCCUGUGGGGCAGAUGCAAAUGCAACCUGUCAAGAUGUCGAGAAGGAUACUUUGUGUCUUGACGCGAGAAAAGAAGACUCAACCGGAAAGCAAGAAAAUGUUAUAUCGGCCGCCACAGUCGUCGUUAGCCAGGAGCUACCAAUUGGUAGGUUAAAUCUUUCCUUGCCUUAGACAUGAGAUAAUAACGGUAACUUCUUGAUAUCUUUGCUGUAUUACAAUCCCUAGGGACGAUAAAAAAGACACACCAACCUGCGUACGGUGUAAACACUCAUGUGAUGUCACAACGCCUUGCUCCAACUUCCGUGAGGCCCGACACCAAAAACCCGCCCAUGGCCCCUUGUGGCCCGGCUGAAUUAAGAAGCGUGCGCAUUGCUAGUCAGUUAAAGAACCAUCCUUCCAAACAGACGGAGAGCCUAUUUCCUGCUCAACUGCAAUGCACUGGUCGUGCUCCUAACUAUGUGCCACAUCAUGAAAAUUUUCGAGCGGCACCCAGAUACUUUCUGGCUCCAAAUUUACCUUAUAACGGAAAUACAAUCAUGCAUUCGGCAUUCAUGAACAUUCCACAAAACAACCCCGUCAUGUAUACACACACCUAUAUGACGCCGUUUCAAAGUCCAGAAUUUCAUGCCAGUCAAAUUGCGCAUACUCAGAUCAGGAUGCAGCAGAACAGAGAAGCUUACAAUGCGUUCACCGCAUAUGGACAUCCAUUUGGAGUGUUCUGGAGUAGACAGAAUUAA
Molecule: messenger RNA, 1325 nt
Organism: Pocillopora meandrina
Lineage: Eukaryota; Metazoa; Cnidaria; Anthozoa; Scleractinia; Pocilloporidae
Source: the annotation of a GenBank genome assembly